Messenger RNA from Exophiala dermatitidis NIH/UT8656, 644 nucleotides. RefSeq lists its product as uncharacterized. Lineage: Eukaryota; Fungi; Ascomycota; Eurotiomycetes; Chaetothyriales; Herpotrichiellaceae. The transcript is spliced from 2 exons. The coding region runs from base 44 to 289 and encodes 81 amino acids. The record is from RefSeq and is a predicted model, not a curated record.
UCACACUCGAGAGGUGCGUAGGCUCCCCGCUGGCGUCGAUAUCAUGAUGGGCUCUGAGUUGGGCAGCAACACCUUGACCAUAUCUUUCGAGCAGUUGGCCGCGUUGAUCUGUUGGCGGAAGCCCUUGCAAUUCCGGUGUAUACCCCUAGCAUCCUCUUCACUCAGCACUGUUGCCUCUUCCAGCACUGCAUGGUUCAAUCGUUGUCACCAUCCUAACGCGGGCUGCGGUCUUGAGAGGGAGGGCGAUCAGGAUGCCGGGAUAUGGCAGGCCGUGGAGAGCGGGACAUAGAGUGCAAUUAGAGCAAGGAUGGACACCGUGCGGCGAGCACUUGGCCAGUCUUGAGGGGCAGGACGCCGAAAAAGUGGUUGCGGCACGUCGUCUUCGUUCUGAUAUUUUCUAGACCUCUGUAUUUCACUGCCUUCGGUAUGAUAAACCAUUGUCGUCCAACGGAAGAGCACCACCACCUGACUCCAGAGGAAAAGGAAAAAGUGGCCGAGUAUCGACAAAUACUCAGCACGGCCUGGAUUGGAAAACAUGAGAAUUCAACGGUGUCAUUUAUUCUUCAGGACUUACCAAUGGCGAUUCAGUGACGAAGGGGGCAGAUCUCUAUAACGAACAACACGACCAAACGUACCCAAUGGCC